Messenger RNA from Vigna unguiculata (cowpea), 765 nucleotides. RefSeq names its product protein PLANT CADMIUM RESISTANCE 2-like. Lineage: Eukaryota; Viridiplantae; Streptophyta; Magnoliopsida; Fabales; Fabaceae. The record is from RefSeq and is a predicted model, not a curated record.
CCAUUUAGUCCCAGCAAUAAUUAUUCUUUGGUGUAACCUUCCCUUCUUCUUCUUCUUCUUUAUAUAAUACCCCUAUCAAUUCAGGUUAACCAUAGUCACUCACAAAAAAUGACCGAGAAGGUUGUUUAUGGUUCAUGGUCCACUGGUUUAUGUGACUGCUUCUCAGAUUGCAGCUCUUGUUGUCUCACUCUCUGGUGUCCCUGUGUUAGCUUUGGAAGGGUAGCUGAGAUCCUGGACAAAGGCUCAACUCCUUGUUGUGUUCAUGGAUCACUGUUCUGUGUUCUUGCGAUGUUUACUCAUGUGGGAGGCUGUAUCUAUUCGUGGUUGUAUCGUGGAAAAUUGAGGGAGGUGUAUGGGAUCGAGGGACACCAUUGUAGUGAUUGUUUGGUCAGUUGUUUUUGUCCCCAUUUAUCCAUCUGUCAGGAGUAUCGUGAGCUCAAAGCCCGUGGAUUUAACAUGUCUGCUGGUUGUGAUGGAAACGUGCAAAUGCAAACGCGUGGCGUGACUUCAGCACCGGCAGUGGAAGGUGGCAUGAGCCGUUGAGUUAAAAUUCUCCUGGGUUUGUCGGAAUAUGUGAAAAUGAAAUAAAGUGUUCGUAGAUUUUGAGGUAGUUUGGUUGUAUUUUUGUACUGAUAGCACUGGAUUAGAGAGAGCAUCGUGUUUUUUGAACUGUUGAUCAUGUUCAAUAAAUUAUUACCUUGUUUAAUAUUUAAGAACAUGAACCUGUAUUUAUUAUACCGUGAAACAAUGAAAAUUUCUGGAGUA